This is a messenger RNA of Mollisia scopiformis, 3492 nucleotides long. RefSeq names its product phosphatase family protein-like protein. The coding region runs from base 241 to 3381 and encodes 1046 amino acids. The record is from RefSeq and is a predicted model, not a curated record. Gene Ontology annotation, molecular function: phosphatidylinositol-4,5-bisphosphate 5-phosphatase activity. NCBI's taxonomy places the organism in Eukaryota, Fungi, Ascomycota, Leotiomycetes, Helotiales, Mollisiaceae. Gene Ontology annotation, biological process: phosphatidylinositol dephosphorylation. The transcript has a single exon.
CCAGAAUGGAACAGACAUUGUCAACAUUCUUCACUUCUGCCUGUUGCUUGCAUUCACAGAUAUUAUAAUGCUUCAUGAUACCCCUUUCACUUCACUGUCCACAUCUUUCCAGCUUCUGUAACAAUAUACUAUCCACUACGUCAUCAUAAUUCGCCCGUCAACAUGCAUGUUUAAGCUUCAAGACACGAACCUUCUGCCACGAGACGAAGUGUCCAACCCGUUCUCAAGAACUCAAAUACAAUGGCGUCGAGUGCACGCACCUCCACCGAUCGAGAACAUAGCGAUUUUGAGCAUAUCCAUGCAACGUCAACUCCCCAAUCCCUCUCGAAAGCGGUGCACGCGCGCAGAGCAGAAUACACACGACCACAGAAGAUUAAGGUUAAAAUUGGGACAUGGAACGUUGCCGCAUGUCCGGGUACCGAGAAAGAUCUAGGGGGGUGGUUCGUGCAAGGAAAGGGUAUUGAUAAGAGACUGGCUGGGCUGCAGGUCACUGAAGGGAUCGAGGAAGAUGGCAGCCAGGCGUACGUGGAAAGCGUCGAAGCACAGGAGGCUCGCAGAUCCAAGAAAUCGAGUACCUUGCCAAUAGGUGAUCAAGGGACCAUUGCUGGUGGAGAUGAGAUAGGACUCUACGUGCUGGGACUACAGGAAGUGGUGGACCUUGCGAGUGCGACACAGUAUAUUGGGAGAGUCUACACGGAUCUAGAACCGACAAACAAAUGGAGAAAAGCUUUGGCAGAAGCUCUACCUACUGGCUACGUCCUCAUCGCCGAGCAGCAGCUUUCCGGGUUACUACUGUUCAUAUUUGCAUCUCCUACAGUGGCACCGACCAUCAGUUCUGUGAGCACUGUGAGUGUUGGCACUGGAGUUAUGGGAUAUCUUGGGAACAAAGGCGCGGUCACCACAAGACUAAUACUGGGAGAGACGACUCGAAUGGUUUUCGUGAACUCACAUCUAGCGUCUGGAAACGACCCUGCACAUUUUGAGCGACGCUGCUGGGAUGUGACCCAGGUCUUACAGCGGACACGAUUCGAUCCGAUAAGCUGGGCUGGGGUCUUGGACGAUGGCCAGGAAGCAAUUGGAGAGGAAGAUUUCGCAUUUUGGUUUGGUGAUCUGAAUUUCAGGCUAGAGGGACUUCCUGGCGAUGAUAUUCGCAGACUGCUUAUGCUUCAUACGAAAGGCGAAUAUGAUGUCGGAGCCAAAUCGAGGACCAAGAUUGAUGGCGAACUAGAAGAGGGUAGUGACGGACCUAUCAUUGUUCACAGCGUGGAAAGCGACUCGGAUUCCGAGGGAGAAUCAGAACCAAGGACGAGCAGCUCAUUUGACGCAGCAGAUGAUGCUUCAUCGAGUACGUUGCCCGACCCUGACGACUUUGUGCAAGACCCAAGUCAAGAUCCAGCUUCGCUCCAAGCAACACUAGAUUCCUUACUUCCUCACGACCAGCUGCGACGUGCCAUGAAAACGAAGAAGGCCUUCCAUGAUGGAUGGAGAGAAGGGCCAGUGACUUUUCUACCUACAUACAAGUACGAUGUUGGAAGCAUGGGUAUGUUUGAUUCUAGUGAGAAGAAACGAGCUCCUAGUUGGUGCGAUCGCAUACUUUUCCGGACACGCAAGGACAAAUUUGAAUAUGACGGCAAAUUACAAGAAGAGGAACUGGCGAGAAUUAAGGACGAGGAAAUGAAAGCCAGAGGCAUUGAUCACGCAUUAGACGAAGAAGACGUUUUGUUUGAUUACAAUCCGGACGAAGAUGGAGUAGAAGAUGUUGCGAAUAAUGUUUAUGACGAAUAUGACGAAGGCGGCGACGAUGACAUGGGAGAGGCUGUCGUUACAAAAGAAGGAUAUAUCGAUAGGAUACACUUGGACGUGUAUACGUCACAUCAGCGGGUACUCUCUUCGGAUCACAAACCAUUGGAUGCGGUUUUCACGCUAGAAUAUGAUGCUGUUGUGCCUGAACUCAAGGCGAAAGUGCAUCAAGAAGUUGCUAGAGAGCUCGAUCGAGCCGAGAAUGAAGGCCGGCCGGGCAUAACACUUGUAGUGGAUCAUUCCGCUGAUGAUACACCCCCAUCCUCAUCCUCUCGAGAACAUUCAGGAGGAAGCACUGAAAACAUUAGUGUGGACUUUGGGAAAGUAGCAUACGGGCAUCGAAAAAGCCGGGCGUUGACCAUAGCCAACACUAGCCAGGUCGCCUCUACAUUUGCGUUCGUGGAACGGCCAACAGAAUCAGGAGAAGCCGAUCGGAUAGCACCACCAUGGCUCUCGGUGUGCUUCGUUGGAUAUGGAGCUGAUGAGGAUGAACGGUUGCUUCAGGACAUGAAACGAGAAGUUACUCUGGAACCUGGCGAAGCAAUCAAUGCAACGUUAGAUGUAUUCAUCGACGAUAUCACAAUGGUGAGAGCUUUGAACCAGGGCACAGCCAAGCUAGAGGAUGUUCUAGUCUUGCGAGUCACAGAGGGUCGAGAUCAUUUCGUACCUAUCCGAGCAUCAUGGCUGCAAUCUUGCUUUGGACGCUCUGUUGAUGAGUUGAUUCGGAUCCCCGAGGGCGGCGUUAGAGCAUUGGUUCCUCCAAAGAAUGGCUCUGGGGGUGCUGUCAAUCGCGGCCAAGAAGUCUGUUGGUCCGCACCUCGGGAGUUAUUCAAGCUUACGGAAGCAGUAGAGUUGCUCAUCGAACGAGUGAUUGCAGAUUCGAACAUGCUUGAAAACGUAGCGCUGCCGAAAGACUCUCCAGGAUGGCCAUUCGACGAACAUACCUGGCGACUGAAGGACACCAAAGCUAGAGAAGUAUGGAAAUCCAACGUCUUGGAAGCAUUGGAUUCGGAUAAGGUUCUCAAUGAAUCAUUUCCACCUGAGAUUCCAGCUUUCGAGAAACUCGAGAUAAUGUCCGAAAUCUUGAUCAAUUUCCUCCGCAGCUUGAAAGAUGGUGUUGUCCCAGCCUCAUUGUGGGACAAGCUGGACGCAGAUAUGACUGCCCGAGGCAACAAACCAAUCUCCGACAUUGAAGAAAAGAAGGCAUGGGUUUUGGAUGUCCUUUCCAGUUCUCCAAAUCACAACAUCUCCUUUGUCUUCCUCACCAGUAUGCUGAAUCGUGUUGCUGGUGAGCUCGCACCCAUUCCGAAAAGUGGUUGGAACCCAAUUCCGGUGUCUGGGACAAGGAAGAGUCUGGAGUCUGUGAGGAGGAGCUUAAGUUGGAAAGGACGAGCACCGCCGUUGCCGAAUGACCCUGCAGUUCAACAAAGGGAGAAGGUCGAGAAAGCUUAUGCCGAUAUCUUCAAAGAUGUCAUCUUCAGGUUUGAGACCGCAAACCUCAAGGACAAAGAGAGAAGAGCAGGAGAGGAUCGAAGAAAGGAGAUUCUCGAGGCAUUCUUGAAAGGCGGGAGAGAAAUCUGAGAGUGAGGACUCAUCAACAACAGCCCAACUCCAACUACUCACCAUGAUCUACUGCAUAACCGCAAGAGAUGGGACUUUAGCAGGGUAGAAACUAUGCAAGGAAACGGAUUC